This is a messenger RNA of Effrenium voratum, 2100 nucleotides long. NCBI's taxonomy places the organism in Eukaryota, Dinophyceae, Suessiales, Symbiodiniaceae. The record is from the annotation of a GenBank genome assembly.
AUGGGUCCGGCCCAAGUGGAAACUCCGAGGGAGGAUGAACCGUCUCUUGACUUCUGCAAGGUGGCUCGCCAGCUCAGGGCGCUGUGGGUGCCUGUCCUCUUUGGUGGGGUGAGCACUGGAAUUCAGGCAACGAACUUGUCUUACUUGGGCUUAAACUUUUUUGCUCAGCAGUACACAGAUCACAGGCCGGAAGACAUUCGCUGUGAGGAGACGCCCGAGGCAGCAUACUGCCAGGCGGCAAUCAGCGACAACCUCUUCUGGGCAACGACAGUAGGUGCGCUGGGCUCCUUUCUUCACUUCGCAUUGGGACCAUUCUUGGGCGCGCUGAGUGACACAAUUGGACGACGCCCGGUCAUCUUGCUGUGCAGCUUGCUGGGGUAUCCGAGUCUUGUAUCACUUGCUCUCUUUGUUUACAGAAAUGUCAGCAUGUACUUCACCUUCGCGCUUAUGCCACUUGCAGAACUACCAGUGCUGGCUAUUUGGUUUGCCUUCAUCGUGGACCUGAUUGAGGACAGCCGCGAUGCCAGCGUAGCAUUUGGCCUUAUCACGGCAGUUUCUUUGCUGUCUACGAUGCUUGGCGCAGCUGUCGGGGCCUUUCUCUCCAUGAAAGGAGGUGUGGCCGCCAUGAUAGCGGUCGACAUUGGCAUCCUGCUGCCAUAUCUUGUCUGCUAUCUUCCGGAGACGCUUCCAGUCUCCAAGCGACAGCCCCUGCAGUGGCGGGCAGCUGUUCCUGGACUUGGCAUGAGUAUUUUGGCCAGAAAUGGACUCUUCCUGCAGUUGUCUACCUUGGUUAUCGGCAGCACGUUUAUUGGCUCUGGAUUCCAGCGAGUAAGCUCUAGCUUCCUUCAGAAGUAUAUUCGCUGGCCCAAACAAUGCAACAACCUGGCGAUAAUCAUUGGUGGGACGUCGUCCAUCCUUUGGGCGGGAGCUGGCCUUUCGAUCACCUCCAGACUGGCAGGUGAUAUCGGAACUUUAGGCUUGGCUUUGUGGUCUGGCACCCUGUACAUGCUAUGUUUUGCCUUCAUUACAGAACAGUGGCACGUCUACCUGCUCAACGCAGUACUGCUAGGCCCACAAGCCCUGGCAUUUCCAGCUACUUCGGCAAUCAAAAGCCGGCUGGUGGCCGAAAGUGAGCAAGGUCUUCUUCAGGGUGCGCUGAACACCGGCAAGAGCAUUGCCGAGUCUUUGGGCCCCUUGCUUUUCGGCCUUCUCUUUGAGAUGUUCAACAGCUCGCUCGAGCCGGAGCGCAGACACCUUUCCACAAGGAUACCAAUCCUGGUGGCUUUCGUUGUAUCGCUGCCACUCUUAUGUCUCGUGGCCAUCCUGCCCCAGAAGCUGGCUAGUUACGAGCGCCCAGAGCAAGGGAUAGAGCUCGCAAACCUCGAGGCUGAGGAUGUGGGAUUGCUGGACCCGUCCCAAAGGCCUCGAUUCUGGCGCAUCUCUGUGAAGGGGACCAUGCAGAGGUUCCAUUUAGCUGGUCAGGAACGCCUCUUCGACGUGUCGGAGGAAAACUACGUGAAGCGGUUGGAGCGGAUGUCUUCGAAGAUCAAGUCUUAUGCAAAGACAAUCCAGCCUCAAGCUGUUCUGCUGCAGGAGUGCGCCAACGAGUCAGAGUUUGGGCAUGACAUCAUGCCGCACCUACUCCAGCCGAUGAUACAGUGGGGUUACAAGAUCCUGCAGGAGGGCGAGUUCAUCACAGCCCUACGCGAUACAUCGGCUGUGAGCCUGGCACUUCCCCGCCUAUCAAGACAGCAAGGCAAGAUCCUGGCCGUACGAAGUGACUCCUUGAACAUGGUCUUGCUAAAUGUGCAUCUCCGCUAUGAUCAAAUCGACUCCGACGCAUCCAGGCAGACUCGGUCCGACUUGGAGAAGGACAAGUAUCCUGGAUCUGCAAUCUUCUUCGCUGGCGACACAAAUCGAGUUCCGCGCCACCACCGUCUUGACCCAUGCGCCGAGGUGAUCGAGCAACUCAUUGAUGAGUUGGGCCUCCUUUGCAUGCCAUCGGGCCCCACGAAUGUAUGCUGGAAUGGCACGUCCGAAGCCAGUCAGCUUACCUAUGCUGAUUUCGCUGCGGAUUUGACGCGACGACGCGCAGGGUGA